Molecule: messenger RNA, 926 nt
Organism: Triticum dicoccoides
Lineage: Eukaryota; Viridiplantae; Streptophyta; Magnoliopsida; Poales; Poaceae
Product: disease resistance protein RGA5-like
Exons: 1
Coding region: 63-926 (287 amino acids)
Source: RefSeq, a predicted model, not a curated record
AUGUAUAAAACUUGGCCCCAUCGGGAAGGAAAAUGUAACAACAUGAGCUUGUUUACUUGGAGAUGCUGGACAUAAAUGAUUGUGAACUGAUAAAGAGCAUCCCUUCAGAUAUAGUUCAUUUGCCCCGCCUGUCCUGUCUGGUUCUUCCAAAUUGGACAGAGUUGCCUGAAGGUAUCGAGAAUAUGAAAUCACUGCACUCCCUGCGAGGGCUUGACAUGAAAUCGCUGAAGUGUUUUAUGGGUCUCAGCGAGUUGUUCAAUCUGAGGGAACUGCAUAUGUCAAUAGAUACUAGUUUGGAGUUGCCAAAAAUUGAUGCUUUGAUCUGCUUCAUUGAAAAGCUCUAUAACCUUGAAUAUUUGUUCAUCUCUGGCAAUCCUGCUGAAUGUGAGCAUAGCCAGCAGCGCUCAUCAUCUAAUCCUUUUGAACAUAUUGAGCGUCUUGAAUUGCAAUUUUGGCGGUUAUGGAGAGUUCCAAAAUGGUUGUGUGGUCUCCAUUCCCUGCGCUUGCUUAAGCUGUAUGUUGAAGAGACAUCAACUCAGGAUGUUCAUCUGCUUGGAAAACUUCCCUCCCUCGUCCACCUCGAAUUCAGAGCAUGUGAAAUCCCUGAUGAAAGAGCUAUGUUAGGCACGGGGCUAUUCCCAGUUCUGGAGUUCCUAAAUUUCUGGUCUAGGAAAGACACUACAGCAUACCUGGGCUUCGAGGCAGGUGCUAUGCCCAGUUUAAGAACACUCAGGAUCCGUGGGUCCCACUGGGGCGGCACUGUACCAGUCGGCACGGAGCACUUGUUACACCUCCAGGAGAUCAAAGUGCAUGGGGUCUGCAAUAAUAAGAAUACGGUGGAGACGUUGAAAGAGGUCAAGGACGCAUUCAAGCAGACCUUGCUGAUGCACCCGAACCGCCCUUCUGUUGAAGUUCAUCAUUUAUAG